AGAAGAAGAAAAAGAAGAAGAAGAAUGUUUUUUGAACGCGUCAUACACACGCGACCCAAACAAACCUUCCUUGGUAACGUUAGCUGGCUAAAUGUGGCCGUUAACCAUGAAUGGCUAUUUUAUUAGAAUGAAUGUAGUAUUUUAAGAGUGACAAUGAUCUCAGUAAGCUAUAUUCUGUUGUGCGGACAGUUCCUGAUGCUACUGACGGUGAUUCUUUUGCAAUGUCUGGAAGGAAUUCACUCCCAAAACUCAUCGACAACGGAUUCUCCUGUUGUUUCUCCUGGUCAGGGAGCUACAUUCAGCCAAAGUACGAAUUAUACAGAGCCCUUUGAGUACAACCCCCCGUCACCAGUAGUCCUCUGCAACUAUUUACCAGAGGAGUUCAUCUACUGUCAAGAUCCAGUAGAUCAUGCAGGCAACCACAGUGCCUUUCUGGAAAUGGGUCAUGGUUGUGUCGGAUGGGGUGGCCAGACUCAAAAAGAGGUGAACCACACACCAGUUUACUGCACUGCACUCGAUGAGAUAGAGUGUGCCGGACCAAGAGAAUUCCUCAGAGGAAACGUACCCUGCAUCAAGUAAGGGAUACCCUGCUGAACAGUUGUAGUUGUGCAAUCUA
Molecule: messenger RNA, 616 nt
Organism: Sander lucioperca (pikeperch)
Lineage: Eukaryota; Metazoa; Chordata; Actinopteri; Perciformes; Percidae
Product: TM2 domain-containing protein 2-like
Exons: 3
Coding region: 154-579 (141 amino acids)
Source: RefSeq, a predicted model, not a curated record